UAUGAGCGCACGCGGCGCGGGGCUCGGGCCUCUUGUUUUCCCGCCGCUGUCGGUGUGCGUAGGUGCGCAUGCGCAGAAGCUCCCGGACACAGCACGCGUAGACACACGGUUUGAGUGACCCAUCAUGGCUGACCUGGACAAUAAGGAGCAGGCUGAGCUGGAGCAGGCCGACAUGGAGGAUGUGGAGGAAGUAGAGGAGGAGGAGACUGGAGAGGACAGCAAAGCUCGACAGCUGACAGUACAGAUGAUGCAGAACCCUCAGGUCCUGGCGGCUUUACAGGAGAGACUAGACGGCCUUGUGGGUUCUCCGUCAGGAUACAUGGAGAGUCUGCCGCGGGUGGUGAAGCGGAGAGUGAACGCGUUGAAGAACCUGCAGGUGAAAUGCGCUCACAUCGAGGCCAAGUUCUAUGAGGAAGUGCACGAGCUGGAGAGGAAGUACGCUGCUCUCUACCAGCCUCUGUACGACAAGCGCAGUGACAUCAUCAAGGCUGCGUAUGAACCCACGGAGGAGGAGUGUGAGUGGAAACAGGCUGAGGAUGAAGAGCUGUCUAGUGAUCUGAAGGACAAGGUGAAGGUAGAAGAGGAGAAGAAGGAUGAGGAGAAGGAGGACCCCAAAGGAAUCCCUGAGUUCUGGCUCACUGUGUUUAAGAAUGUCGACCUGCUCAGUGAGAUGCUGCAGGAGCAUGAUGAACCCAUCCUCAAACACCUACAGGACAUCAAGGUCAAGUUCUCAGACGCAGGACAGCCCAUGAGUUUUACAUUAGAGUUCCACUUCGAGCAGAACGACUUCUUCUCCAACACGGUUCUCACAAAGACCUACAAGAUGAGAUCUGAACCGGACGAGUCCGACCCCUUCUCCUUCGACGGCCCUGAGAUCAUGGGCUGCACUGGGUGCACGAUUGACUGGACCAAAGGGAAGAAUGUUACUCUGAAGACCAUAAAGAAGAAGCAGAAGCAUAAGGGCAGAGGGACGGUGAGGACUGUCACCAAGACUGUCCCUAAUGACUCCUUCUUCAACUUCUUCUCUCCUCCUGAAGUACCAGAGAGUGGAGAACUGGACGAGGACUCGGAGGCCAUCUUGGCGGCGGACUUUGAGAUCGGUCACUUUAUCCGUGAGCACAUCGUCCCCCGCGCCGUCCUGUACUUCACCGGGGAGGCCAUAGAGGACGACGACGAUGAUUAUGAUGAGGAGGGAGAGGAGGCUGAUGAUGAGGAGGGAGAGGAGGAGGCAGAUGAGGAGAACGAUCCAGACUACGACCCGAAGAAGGAUGCGAACCCCCCUGCGGAGUGUAAACAGCAGUGAUGGUCUCACACACUUACACACACACACACUGCACUGUGACGGUGUAAAUCCCUUCCUCUGGUCCUGCAGCCUUAUGUUUUGUAUUUCUCUAUUGUUAGUUUAAUUGAUUAUACACACACACACUUUCUCGUGUACAACAGCUGUGGCUCGCUCUCCCCCUCACCCCCCAAAAAAAAAAACCACACACAGGAACAUUCCAGAAACCCUCACCCGCUGGGGCUUCCUGCUGUCUGAUUGGCUGGAUAUUAACUCACCUCCUGGUCCCUGUGUGGGAGGAGCCAUAGGACUCCGCCUUUUAACUUUUUUUUUUUUUUUUAAUCUCAGCACUUCGGGACAGUUGUAGGGUGAGAAGUUGUUCUGCUCUGUUGUUCUGUUCUAGCUCCUGAUUGACAGGUGUGAGGUAGUCUCCGCCCACACGGUCACCUUAUUGCCCCGAGUAGCAGUCCAGUCUGUUCUGUGUUCUGAGAUGUGAUAGGCCCCGCCCCCAGCUCCACCUAGCUUCUCCUGUAGUAGCACUUUAAUAGUCAGGUGAGAAAGCAAAGCUCUGCCCUGAUUGGCCCAGCGUCACUUCCUGUUUCUGCUUCGCCUGCGGUGAUGUCAUCACUGAACUGUUCUGAUUGGCUGGAGCCUCUGAUACACUUCUUUUAUUGUAGCACUUCAGCGUCUGAGGUUAUAGUGUGUGUUAGAUCUUCAUGCUCACACACACACACCCCCAUCUGGACCAGUGACGAGACCAGUUCAACAUGCUCAACCCGUGUGUGUGUGUGUAUGAGAGACAGUAGUAGACUGUGUUAUUGGGUGUGCAGCAGUGUGUCUGGUUUGUGUUUCUCCUGUGUGUGUGUGGGAGAGAGAGCUACAGCUGCUGUUGAGACAGUCCUCAAUGUUACAAUGUACUAAUGUACCCAGAUGUGUACUCAUCAAUAAACCGGUUCUACGUGCA
Clarias gariepinus (North African catfish) is the source of this 2243-nucleotide messenger RNA. It is a transcript of the gene nap1l1, whose product is annotated as nucleosome assembly protein 1-like 1. The record is from RefSeq and is a predicted model, not a curated record. Gene Ontology annotation, biological process: nucleosome assembly. Lineage: Eukaryota; Metazoa; Chordata; Actinopteri; Siluriformes; Clariidae. Gene Ontology annotation, molecular function: histone binding; chromatin binding. Gene Ontology annotation, cellular component: nucleus; chromatin. Bases 125 to 1303 code for a protein of 392 amino acids. The transcript has 15 exons.